Vanrija pseudolonga is the source of this 2456-nucleotide messenger RNA. RefSeq lists its product as uncharacterized. Bases 630 to 2177 code for a protein of 515 amino acids. The transcript is spliced from 4 exons. Lineage: Eukaryota; Fungi; Basidiomycota; Tremellomycetes; Trichosporonales; Trichosporonaceae. The record is from RefSeq and is a predicted model, not a curated record.
UUGCAUCGACCUGCACUCUCCACACGCAUUGUGUAUACAAAACACGAGCACGCCGUCGUCGCUGUCGUCGGUGACCCUCCCCUCUUUGGCCAAGCAAGGGCGCGGCGUCCGCGGCAUCUCUUCGCAUCAUCAACCCCCAUCCAUCGGCGGGCGGCCCACCAACAAGCCAUCCGACCCACACUCCACCACCCACCAUCGGAUCCCACACCACCACCUUCCCUCCCUCCUCCCUCGUCUCGUUCCGCAUUUAAUCGUCGACUGCCCGCUGCAUCCAACCCAGGUCACUCGUUUCGACAGGCAUCGGUCCGUGUCUAGCUAGCAUCUACAUACUCUAGUCUUUCGUGUACGCCCCUCUCCUUCCUAGCAGCGCCCACAGCGUAGCCCUCCGCCCCUCUCAACCUCGCUCGCUCUCACUCGUCGACUCCUACGCUGCCAGCUUUGAACGAGGUCCCAGGUCCAACAACACACUGGCCACCGGCUGCUCCAGCAGCCCUCGCCCGUGCUCUUUAAUACCUUACUUUUCUCAAAAUCAACAUCGCCUCCGGACAAAGGGCAACAACAGCAAACACCCCUUCCGCCUCCCCCUUCUCCCUCCCUCCCCCCUCCUCGCCGUCUUCUUCCCAGCUGGCAUGGCCGCCCAGCAACCAGCUGGAAAUCCAGCUAACCCUGGUGCUCCUCAAGUCUCGAGUGCAGCACCAGGUCAAGCCCAAGGCCAACAGCCCUCGUCUCAAGGCCAGCAACAGCAACCUGCAGCGUCCACUUCCGCAGGCGCGGCGCCAGCCGGAGGAGCAGCACAGCAGUCGAGCAGCGCAGCACCACCAAAUGCUGCUAGUUCCCGUCCACCGGGGCAGCCGGCAGCGUCAUCCGCGGCUGCACCUAGCAGCGGUGCAUCUCAAAGCGCCUCAAGCGCGGCUCCUCAGUCCGCGGCCUCGCAAUCACAUGCCGCGGCAUCCUCAACUGGCUCUGCGGCAUCAACGUCGUCACCAUUGACCGUGACAUCCAACCCAACGGCGUUCGCGGGUAGCACCGGCUCCAACCACAAGAGCAGCUUUCCCAUGUGGGUCAUCGGUCCCAUCAUCGGCGGCGUCGUGGGAAUCAUUCUCCUGGUCAUUCUAUUCUUCAUCAUCCGUCGCUGGCACCGGUCUCGAGGAGAAAAGCUGCCCCCUCCGCCUCCGCGCGCAGUCACGCAAACCUUCUCGCCGCCCGUCUACGGGUCGCACCGCCGCACAAUGUCUUCUGGGCGGCAAGUCACCCGCGCAAGCUCGUACUCGACCCUUCUUGCUCAACCUUCCGUCUAUCCAUCACCAGGAUCGUCAUUGCAGGCAGAUUCGCCCAAGAGAGUCCCAGAAUCGAUCCCAUCGGCCUCGCCCUCCGUGUCUUCGAACGGGACUGGGGCGUUUACGCCUGGCGCAACUGCUGCAGCGCAUCACCGCCCAACCCUGGCCGCCCUUAAUACCAACCUGCAUCGUGAUGCUUCGACAUCAAGCUCGGACACAACGGGCACUACGGGCGGCGGUGGCGUUUCCAGAAAUCAAGACUCCGAGUCGCAGAGCCAGAGCUCUGGCCCACACCAUGUGCCUUCUUCUGAUCAGCUGCGCCCACCAAGCCCUUCUGAAUCAGGAGUCGGCGCACCGCAGGGCUCGUCGGGCUCGGACUCUCGCGCAAACUCGCCGCACCCGUCCUCUGUUGGCCGUUUGCCGCGCCCAAUGUCCAUGUCGUCUAUCCAUGGAGGCAGUCGCUAUGGGUCGGCCAGCCGCCGGUCCCUCAGCGGUGCUCCCCACCAGGGCCGCAACAUUUCUCUCAACAUGCCACGCCCGCUCAGUGUUCACUCAAACUCGGACAUUGCCAUCCCUCUCUCGUUAUCGCGCCCGGGUUCGUUUUAUGGUGGUGGUGGUGGUGGCGGCCCCCAGUCGCCCCCCAUUCUGCCCGUGCCCGCGAGCCCGAGCAACCGCAACAGCGUCUACUCGAGCCACGGCCCCUUGUCGCCAAGCCUUUCUGGAGCGGGCAACCGCAACAGCUACUACUCGACACGGUCCCGCCCAGAGACCGUCUACGGCGAGUUUGGCCAGGUCGACUACGUCUACCCGACGUCGCCUCGCCGCAACAUGUCGAUGCCGGUGCCACCUCAAUCGCAGUCGAUGCACGUGCCGCGCGAAUCUGCAGACGACAUUGUGUAGAUCAACCCAUCACCACCACCCUCUCGUGUUCAUCUAGACCUCUCUCCCCCUCGACGUACGUACGGACUCUCUCGCACUCCCUCUCUCCAUCCUCCUCUAUCCCUCUCUCUGUGUAAUUACUCUACCACCUCGCUCUCUCAUCACCAUAUCACUUUGUCUCAUUGUCAUCCACACCAUCGUGUACACAUCGGUAUCCUGCACAAGAUUGGACCGACGCAGGUCAGUUAUAGAAAAGACGGACGCUUCGUAGCUCGCAUUAUUCAUUCAUGUCGAUAUGGG